AUGCUUGUCCACAGCAUGGAUAACAGCAGCGCUCCUUUUGUUCUCCCGACCUUAUUGCUCCUGCUGCAGAACAAGAGCUACCCCGAAACCUCCACCCCUCCUGCUGGCCACGGGGUGACCGAGUCACCCAUAGGACCCCCCUCAAGCAGGAACCACACUGUCUUGCAGUAUCAGCUGAGGCUGGGGGAAACUGCGGCAGCCAGCAUGGUUUUGGGAGCGUUGUGGCUGGUCUCCGUCCUUGGAAACUCCCUCGUCUGCUUAGCGAUCCACAGGAGCAGGAGGACGCAAUCCACCACCGACUAUUUUGUCGUCUCCCUGGCUUGCGCAGACCUUCUCAUCAGUGUCGCAAGCGUGCCCUUCGUGCUGCUUCAGUUUACCUAUGGCAGGUGGGUGCUGGGGAACGCGAUGUGCAAGCUGGUAAGGUACGUGCAGUACCUCACCCCUGGCGUCCAGAUAUACGUGCUCCUCUCGAUAUGCGUGGAUCGAUUCUACACUAUCCUCUACCCCCUGAGCUUCAAAGUGUCCAGGGAGAAAGCCAAGAAGAUGAUCCUGGCCUCCUGGCUGUUUGACGCUGUAUUGGCAUCACCGGCUUUCUCUUUCUACGGCUCCAACAGCGACCACCACUGCAACUUCUUCCUCCCCGCUUCUUGGGAAGGAGCCCUCUACGGUGCCACCCACCUCUUGGUGGUGUUUCUGAUCCCUUCCACCCUCAUCAUCCUCUUCUACCAGAAGGUCGUCAGGUACAUUUGGAGAAUAGGCACCGACGGCAGGACUGUCAGGAGGACAAUGAAUAUUGUCCCAAGAACAAAAGUGAAAACCAUCAAGAUGCUCUUAACGCUCAACUCGGUCUUCCUCCUGUCCUGGCUCCCUUUCUACGUGGUACAGCUGUGGCACCCGCAGGAAACAGACUACAGACAGAGCACCUUGCUCUUCCUGGCCGUCACCUGGGUUUCUUUCAGCUCUUCAGCCUCCAAGCCAACCCUCUACUCCGUGUAUAAUGCCAACUUCAGAAGAGGGAUGAAAGAAAUUUGUUGCAUGUCUGCCAUGAAACGCUACAGAAGCAACGCAUACACCAUCACCACCAGUUCCAGGAUAGCCAAAAAAAAUCACGUUGGGAUCGCAGAUAUCUCAGCUCCGGCCAAAGCUGCCACCAAAGAUUCCAUCUAUGAUGCUUUUAACAGAGAAGAACAAGGAAAAAAUCUUCCCGGGCCUGUUGAGCCCCAUCCCCCAGAUAAUCCCGUCUAG
This is a messenger RNA of Haliaeetus leucocephalus (bald eagle), 1245 nucleotides long. RefSeq names its product probable G-protein coupled receptor 19. Gene Ontology annotation, molecular function: G protein-coupled receptor activity. NCBI's taxonomy places the organism in Eukaryota, Metazoa, Chordata, Aves, Accipitriformes, Accipitridae. The transcript has a single exon. Gene Ontology annotation, cellular component: plasma membrane. The record is from RefSeq and is a predicted model, not a curated record. The coding region runs from base 1 to 1245 and encodes 414 amino acids. Gene Ontology annotation, biological process: G protein-coupled receptor signaling pathway.